This is a messenger RNA of Paraphaeosphaeria sporulosa, 642 nucleotides long. Its product is annotated as Sm-like ribonucleoprotein. Gene Ontology annotation, cellular component: U4 snRNP; SMN-Sm protein complex; pICln-Sm protein complex. Lineage: Eukaryota; Fungi; Ascomycota; Dothideomycetes; Pleosporales; Didymosphaeriaceae. The transcript is spliced from 4 exons. The record is from RefSeq and is a predicted model, not a curated record. Bases 78 to 422 code for a protein of 114 amino acids. Gene Ontology annotation, biological process: RNA processing; spliceosomal snRNP assembly. Gene Ontology annotation, molecular function: RNA binding.
ACUUGCGACACGACGCGGAGCGCGCAAUACAGAGCGACCACCUACCCCACAAUCUAAAUCAAACCUCCUUGAACGCAAUGACGAGCACGAUUGGUAUACCGAUCAAGCUCCUCAACGAGGCGGCCGGUCACAUUGUCACGCUCGAGAUUACCUCCGGCGAGGUGUACCGCGGGAAGCUGAUAGAAGCCGAGGACAACAUGAACGUCCAACUCAAGGACAUCACCGUCACCGCCCGGGACGGUCGCGUGUCGCAUCUCGAACAAGUCUACAUCCGCGGCUCCCACGUCCGCUACUUCAUCGUCCCCGACAUGUUGAGGAAUGCGCCCAUGUUCCGGUCUCGAGGUACCCGAGGAAGAGGUGUGGGUCUUGCGCGUGGUCGUGCCACAGUCAACAGGGCCCGGGGAGCGAGGGGCGGGCGAUGAGCAGGUGCAUAAGAGAGAGGGGAUACUACAAACAGAAGGCGGCCUGUACGCAGCGUCACGUCCGAGGGCAGCGAAUGCGCGGUUGCGGGGGCUAGGCGCGUCCAGCAGGAAUCUUUGAGGGAUUGAGAUUGGCGCGGCGCGAAAAGGUACGAGAUACCAGGAUAGGAUGCCCUCAACUUUGUGAGCUUUCGGACUGAGACCAAAAUUCAGAAAUUUCAGC